Molecule: messenger RNA, 1218 nt
Organism: Anopheles marshallii
Lineage: Eukaryota; Metazoa; Arthropoda; Insecta; Diptera; Culicidae
Product: MYG1 exonuclease
Exons: 1
Coding region: 1-1218 (405 amino acids)
Cellular component (GO): nucleus; cytoplasm
Source: RefSeq, a predicted model, not a curated record
AUGUUAACUACGCUGGGCCGGCUGUCCAAGUGUACAAUUUCAUCUGUAGCAAACAUCUUUCUCGGUCAGACAUCGAAUAUCAUCAAUCGUACAGGAGAUUCAAUUUUACAACGUGCUAUCGUGCAACCAUUUAGAACAAUGACUUCCAACGUGCCGGAACCAGCGAAGCGAUUCAAGGAUGACCAUCCCAGUGCGGCAGCCAAAAGGGUGAAGAUUGGAACCCACGAUGGCAUUUUCCAUUGUGACGAAGUCCUUGCUUGCUUUAUGCUGCAACAACUUCCACGGUACGCAUCGGCGGAGAUUAUCCGAACUCGAGAUACGAGCAAACUGGACGAAUGUGAUAUAGUUGUGGAUGUUGGAUCUAUAUUUGACCGGGAACGCCAUCGGUACGAUCAUCAUCAGGGUGUGUUCAACGAAUCAUUUCGGACGCUUCGCCCUGAUCUGGACGUGAAAUGGGACAUACGGCUCAGUUCGGCAGGACUGGUCUAUACGUACUUUGGUGAGGAAGUGCUCAAGGAUAUAUUGCAAAACGAGCUGGGACUGGAGGAACCAAGCGCCGAAUGUUUGCGGUCGGUGUACAAGAAGAUUUACGAAGGAUUGAUCAGUGAGAUCGACGCGAUCGACAACGGUGUGCCGAUGGUCGAGAGCGGAGAGCCACGGUACAACAUUUCCACCCAUCUUAGUGCACGAGUUGCCUCAUUCAAUUCUCGCUGGGACGAACCAACACCCGAGCCUGGUUGUUUAGAGCGUUUCGAAAAGGCCAAAGCGUACGUAGGGUUGGAAUUUAUCGAAAAAGUGAAAUACUACGCCAGCUCUUGGUGGCCAGCGCGCGAUAUCGUAUUGAAAGCGUUGGCCAAUCGUGUGGCUUUACACGAGUCAGGUGAAAUACUCGAGCUGGAGAAACCGUGCCCUUGGAAGGAACAUCUUUACCAGCUGGAACAAGAACAAAAACUGGUUGGCACGCCGAAGUACGUUAUAUACUGCAAUAAGGAAAAUGAUUGGCGAGUUAUAUGCGUACCGGUGCAACCGGCCAGCUUCGUCUGUCGCAAAUUUUUAGCCAAACCGUGGCGGGGUAUACGGGACAAAGAACUAGAGCAAGUGUCAGGCAUUGCGGGUAUAAAUUUUUGCCAUCAGAACGGGUUCAUUGGUGGUACCAAGACGCGCGAAGGGGCACUAAAAAUGGCAAUAGCAAGCUUAACGGCUCCGGAGGAAGCCUGA